AUGCUUGACAGUAAACUAAAUUACGGAGAGCAUAUAAUUAGGGCAGCCGACAAGGCGGCAAAAGUAACAGCCUCACUUGGCACACUCAUGGCCAACGUCAACGGUCCCAGAUCGUGCAUGAGGCGACUACUGAUGCGCACCGCCGCAGCAGUAAUGCUGUAUGGCGCAGAAGUCUGGACCGAGGCGUUGCGACAUGAGAAAUAUCGCAAGCGCAUAACCACGGUACAGAAGACGGACACUCUCCGAAUCGCGUGCUUCUACUGCACGGUCUCGGAGCCCGCAGUGCUAUUGUUCGCGGUAAUCCCGAUCGAUCUACUAAAGAGAGACAAUUCGUCCACCAGCAGAAGCACCUUCUGGGGAAGGAGGAGGCAUCAAGGAUCGCCAGGUCUAACUCUGCAUCGAGGCCUGGCAAAGCAGAUGGGAACAGGAACCUAG
This is a messenger RNA of Vespa velutina, 435 nucleotides long. RefSeq lists its product as uncharacterized. The record is from RefSeq and is a predicted model, not a curated record. Lineage: Eukaryota; Metazoa; Arthropoda; Insecta; Hymenoptera; Vespidae. Bases 1 to 435 code for a protein of 144 amino acids. The transcript has a single exon.